GGAUCCCAGCCCUCAGUAUAAUCCACCACACUUUCGUUUUCAGUCAGAAUAAAAGAGUGAGCCCUCCCCUGACUCUCCAGCAGAGCGGAGGCACUGACUCUGGUUUCGGAGCGGAGGGUGGGCUGGAGGAGACGGCUGAGGAGGUGCUGGUGCUCUCGGGGGAACAUGUCUGAGGACUGGGGGAUCUGCCGCCUCUUUCCUGUUGUGAUCGUACUGGUCAUAGUCUUCAAUGUCAAUGGGUCUGUGGAAGAUCCUCUUUUUGAAUGCCUGCAAGACCCUGACUAUGAAGACCUUCGUAAGAUAAUAGAACAAGGUCUUCCACCUACAAAGACUCCUCACAGUGUGGCUGUCAUUGGCGGAGGCAUUGCUGGACUUACCGCAGCCAAGAUCCUGGAGGAUGCUGGACAUAAGGUUACAAUCAUAGAAGCAAGCGAUCGUAUAGGAGGAAGAAUAGAGACCUACAGGAUGAAAAGGGAGGGGUGGUAUGCAGAACUUGGUGCCAUGAGGAUCCCAUGGUUUCACAAGAUUCUCAUGGCUUUUGUGUCAAAGAUUGGACUGAAACUUAAUCCUUUCAUCGAAGAAGACAUAAAUACUUACUAUUAUAUCAAUGGCUUGCUCGUAAAGACCUACAAAGUAAAAGAAAACCCUGAAGUGCUGAACUACACCUUAAACGAGCGGGAGAAGGGGAAAACAGCCAGUCAGCUUUUUGACAUGGCACUGGGGAAGAUGAGGGAUGAUGUGAAGAAAUAUGGCUGUAAAAAGACGAUAGAGAAGUAUGAUUCAUAUUCUGUUAAGGAGUAUUUAGUAAAAGAGGGCAACCUGAGUCGAGAAGCUUUGCGUAUGAUUGGAGACAUCCUUAAUGAGAAUAGCUUCUUUUAUACUGGCCUCACAGAGACGCUCUACAUUCAGUCGGAUAUCAGUGAUGAUACAGUAUAUUAUGAAAUCUCAGGCGGUAUGGAUCACUUAGCCAGAGAAUUUUAUGAAACACUCAAUGCAACAAUCCUCCUUAAAUCAAGGGUCAAACGCAUUAGUCAAAGCAGCAGCAAUGUUACAGUUUCAUAUCAAGACUGGCGCAACCCCUCCACUUUGACCAGCCUCACAUUCGACUACGCAUUACUGACGGCAACAGCCAAAGCUUCGCUCUUCAUGGAGUUCCAGCCUCCUCUCUCAGUCCGAAAGAUGGAAGCUCUGCGCUCCGUGCACUACGCCAGCUCCACCAAGGUUGUGCUGAGCUUCAGUGAGAGAUUCUGGGAGAAAGAAGGCAUUAAAGGAGGGAGAAGCAUCACUGAUAUGCCUUCAAGGUUCAUUUACUACCCCAGCCAUACCUUCCCAGGGACACAAGGGGGCGCCCUGCUUGCCUCCUACACCUGUUCUGAUGACUCCACGCUUUUCCAGGGGGUGCCAGAUAACGAGCUGAUGGCCAUGGUGCUGGAUGACUUGGUGAAGAUCCAUGGGGAGGGCAUCCGGCGACUCUGCACUGGCGGUGUUGUUAAGAAGUGGGCGCUGGAUCCUUACAGCCAUGGGGCCUUUGCCAUCUACACUCCCUACCAGCAGACUCAGUAUGCCUGGGAUCUGUUCCAGAGCGAGGGGAGGAUUCAUUUUGCUGGAGAGCAUACAGCGAUGCCUCAUGGCUGGAUUGAGACGGCUAUGAAGUCUGCUCUUAGAGCUGCCAAGAACAUAAACAGUCUUGAAGAAUAAAAACUUGACCAAACGUGUUUUUUUCACAUUGGUGCAUUUCACCUUUUUGUGGCUUAAAGGCAAAAACUAAAAACCUUAAUUCUAAAAAAAACUUACAGUUUGUAAAGUGCAACUGAAAAAAAGAAAGCAGUGAUUUGUAAAUCCAUUUUGACCUGGAUUUAGGCAAAAAUUUUCAAAGACAAGACAUUUAGGGCUGUAUCAAUCUCUCAGCGCAGCCGAGAGGUGUGACAUUAAACAUCUGGCAGAGCAAGGGCAUUUCUGAACCCUUUAGGUUGGAGGGAAAAUAGCCCUAGUAGUCGCGGCUGCUUAAUGUGACUCAGACAGUUGGGGUGUCAACACGGAAUAUCAUAUGGAUAUUCAAAUGGAAUGUCUAGCAAUACUAAAAUCUCAUUGGCUAAGCCACAUCCAAUUCCUUUAUACUGGCCUUUUCUGUCUGUUCACUCACAUGGGAGGAAAAUCUAAGGAACAUAUCAUUGUUGUCAGAAGAAAACCUCGUAUCUCCAAAAUGGUAACUUUAUAGGAGAAGGAAAAAAACCUACUUUACUUUUAAUGUACGUCAAUGGAACCAGACAUUUUCCCAGGUCAUUUUGGGCCGUUUCAAUUGGUCCAUUGAUCAUGAAAUUCAUGUACAAUAUAAAGAGCCAUAGGACUUUUCAAAUUAUGUCAAAAACUGAAAAAUCUAAAGUAGAUUGGUGUAGAUUUCAUCUUUUUUUUUUCCAAAAGAGCCAUACAUUCAGAAGAGAAUCAGGAAAUCUGUCUAUGAACUGAUCUUUUCACUGCAUACAGCUUCCCUAAAAUGCCUCCAAUAUGAAGUGAUCCUGUUUACUGUUUACUAAGGUUCUUCUUUCUGCUUGUCUAUAUUAUCAAAAUAUGUACAAAACAAGGUAGUUAGUGAAGCAUGAUUAUUUUUGUUGUUUUAUUUGCUGUAGUAAGAUCUAACUACUAGUGUUUGUAGUUACCUGUUUUCUACUGGUUUAACUUUUAAUUAUUAUGUAAUAAUUAUUACUAUUUUUUUAUUAUAAGCCUAUUAUUUUUGUUUUGUUGUUGUUCAUAAUCAAAAUUAUUAUUUUUGUCGAUCAUAGUUUUUUUUUUAUAACAAGGAUGCAGUGUCAUUAAGGCAAAGCAUUAGCAUGUACUACCCCAAAAGUCCUAGACAGCUUUUCACGUGUCCACAUUGAUCAAUAGACGCAGUCAUUUCAGACAACAAAGUUGUUUUUGCUCUAGUUACAAGAGUAACAAUAGCUCCCCCUUGUGGACAGUCUGGUUAAACAUGAGUGAGUGAGUGAAUGAGUGAGAUACAAGCCAAGUCCAUGAGGUGCUUCAUAUCUACUACUAAUAAUGAUUAUAACAUUUUUUUUUUAGUUACUGUUCAUUAUAU
Molecule: messenger RNA, 3076 nt
Organism: Pygocentrus nattereri (red-bellied piranha)
Lineage: Eukaryota; Metazoa; Chordata; Actinopteri; Characiformes; Serrasalmidae
Product: L-amino-acid oxidase-like
Exons: 8
Coding region: 166-1698 (510 amino acids)
Biological process (GO): amino acid catabolic process
Molecular function (GO): L-amino-acid oxidase activity; polyamine oxidase activity
Source: RefSeq, a predicted model, not a curated record